UAUUUUCUCAGUGGGCUUCCUGGAGUUAUGCUCACUGAGAGACCCAGGAUUGGGCCUAAGGGUCCGUUGUCAAAGGAUUUAUGGGCAUUAGCCUUCGGGAUACGCUCGGUCUUUCUGCCGCGCGUCUCCUGUGAGCCUUGUCUGCCCCGCUCCUGGCCACCUCCAACCGGGUCACUGCCUCGAGGACCCCUGGCGCGCGCACGCUCGCUGCUCGCGUGUGUACACGAUUACCUUGCAGCCUGGAAUACGAGAAUUACCAACGUAUAUAAUUAGUCUCCAGAGGCAUCCUGUGCUCUGUUUGCAGAAAGAGAAAGCAUGUCUGCUUUGGAGCCAGGGACGAGAAUCUCCACGUCGCUGUGGCUAUGCAGGUCCCUGGAUUUCUGCACGCUGGGUGACAUGGGGGAAGAAAGAAGAGCUACUGAGUUACAGAAAAAUACGAUACAGGACCCAUUGACCUUUGACGAUUUGGCUGUGGACUUUAGCCCAGAGGAGUGGGCUCUGUUGGAUCUUGCUCAAAGAAAACUCUACAGAGAUGUGAUGCUGGAAACCUUCCGGAACCUGGCUUCCAUAGGUUUUGAGUUUCUACUUAAAAGUAAUGAUUCAGUUGUUCUGCCUGAUAAUAAUUUUGAAAAAGUAUCUAAUAAACAAAAAGUCAUAAGAUUCAACAGAAAUGGUUCCUGGUCUUCCAUUUUACAUGAAAACUGGGAACACUAUGGUACUAAUGAGAGGAACAAAAGCUAUGAGAAACAUCUGAGUGACAUCAUGGAGAACAUCUAUGAAUGUAAAGACGAAAAUCAAAGUGAGCAAAUUCCAAAUCUUCCUGUGCUCAACAGAACCAUUGAAGUAAAAUCUUAUGAAUGUCAUGAGUGUAGAAAGGCUUUCCCGUGUCAUUCAUCCCUUAAGAGUCACAUCAGAUCUCAUACUGGAAGCAAACCAUACCAGUGUCAGGAAUGUGGGAAAGCUUUCCAUUUUCUUGCUUAUUUUAAGAAGCACAUGAAGACUCCCACUGAUGAAAAGCCUUAUGAAUGUAAGGAGUGUACCAAGGUCUUCAGUUGUUCCUCAUUCUUUAGGGCACAUAUGAAGAUUCACAGUGGAAAAGUAAACUACGAAUGUAAUGAAUGUGGUAAAAGUUUCAGUACUUCUUCAUACCUCACAGAACAUAAAAGAAUUCACAGUGGAGAUAAGCCUUGUGAAUGUGAUGAAUGUGGGAAGGCCUUUAGUUGUCCUUCAUCACUCUCCCAGCACAAAAGAAUUCACAGUGGGGAUAAGCCAUAUGAAUGCAAGGAAUGUGGGAAGGCCUUUAGUUCUUCCUCUCACCUUAUAACACAUAUCAGAAUUCACACAGGAGAGAAGCCUUAUGAAUGUAAAGAGUGUGGAAAGGCUUUUAGCGAAUCAUCAAAACUUAGUCGACAUAUGAGAGCACAUACUGGAGAGAAACCUUACAAAUGUAAGGAAUGUGGGAAAACCUACAAUUGCCCCUCCUCCUUGAGUAUCCAUAUGAGAAAACACACUGGAGAAAAGCCCUAUGAAUGUCUGGGAUGUGGGAAAGCCUUCUAUCUUCCUACUUCCCUAUAUACACAUGUGAAAAAUCAGAGCAGAGAGAAACCGUAUGAGUGUAAGGAAUGUGGGAAAGCCUUCAGUUGUCCCUCGUCAUUUAAAGCACAUGUGAGAGAUCAUGCCCGAGAAAUACAAUACGAGUGUAAGGAGUGUGGGAAGGUCUUCAGUCGUUCCUCAUCCCUCACCGAACACUUAAGAACUCACAGUGGAGAGAAGCCUUAUCAGUGUAAGGAAUGUGGGAAAGCAUUUAUUAGCUCUUCCCAGCUUACAGUUCACAGGAGAACUCACACUGGAGAGAAACCUUAUGAGUGUAAGAAGUGUGAGAAAUCAUUUAUGUAUUUCUCAGCCUUCAGCUUCCACAUGAGAAUGCACACUGGGGAAAAACCGUAUGAAUGCAAGGAAUGUGGAAAGGCAUUUCGUCAUUCUUCAUACCUAACCAUCCAUGCAAGAAUGCACACUGGAGAAAAACCCUUUGAAUGUGUGGAAUGUGGAAAAGCCUUCAGUUGUCCUUCUUCUUUUCAAAGACACAUGAGAAGUCACAUGGGAGAGAAACCAUAUGAAUGUAAGGAAUGUGGGAAAGCUUUUAUGUGUGCAGCCUAUCUUCGAAGACAUGUGAAAAUCCACACCAGAGGAAAACCAUGAAGAUCAGGAAUAUAGGAAUGCUGCAAGACUCAUUGUAGGCAGCUUGUUAAAUCAUAUAUAUGAAGAGACCAUAUUCUUGUGAGAAAGUAGGAUAUUGCAUAUCCUUUUGAAGACUAGAGCAUACCUGAGAGAAACCUUUUAUAUGAAAACCAUGUAGUAAACACUCCCUUCUCUUAUUGUUUACCAGAAAAUUCAUAGUAGAAAGGAUCUGAAUCUUAUCUUUGACAAUAAACUGAAUACUCACUGCGUUCCAGUAUUUUCUAAUAGGAAGGUGAUACAUUUACUUUACUAGCUCUAGCCACAUGCUUUGUUUGAGAUACUUUUUUUUUUUGAGACAGGGUCUUACUUUGUAACUUAGGCUGGCCCUGAUCCUUCUGCCUCAGCCUCCCAAAUUCUGGGAUUAUAGGCCUGCACAACCACAAUCUGCCCAUGAGGUACAGUUUUUAAGUUUCUUAUUGGUAUAUAAAAUAACACAAUACAUAAGAAACAGUCAUUGUGAGGAAUUACUACAUGUAUAUACCUCAUCUUUAUCCUUUUUACUUCUUCUUUCCCUCCUCCUCCAGUCUCCCUCACCUCUAGACCCCCUUCCUAUCUCCAUAAAAUCUACUUCUGUUUCCUAUCAUCUUUAUUUUGUGCUUUAAAUUAUUUAUACUUAGAUUUUUAUGUAAGAAUCCAUAUGAUAUUUAAUCUUUUUAAUAAAAUUUAUUUCACUUAGCA
This is a messenger RNA of Cavia porcellus (domestic guinea pig), 2916 nucleotides long. Its product is annotated as zinc finger protein 699-like. The coding region runs from base 316 to 2199 and encodes 627 amino acids. Gene Ontology annotation, biological process: regulation of transcription by RNA polymerase II. Lineage: Eukaryota; Metazoa; Chordata; Mammalia; Rodentia; Caviidae. The record is from RefSeq and is a predicted model, not a curated record. Gene Ontology annotation, cellular component: nucleus. Gene Ontology annotation, molecular function: DNA-binding transcription factor activity, RNA polymerase II-specific; RNA polymerase II transcription regulatory region sequence-specific DNA binding. The transcript has 5 exons.